UAUCACCUUAAUUUCAUCAUGCAGACCACAGCUAUCUGAAGAGAUGGAUAGUUGGACAGGUUUCCGUCUCUUGCGAUGCGUCCCAGGAUGUGGAUCUGGAGCCCCCCAGGCUAGCGUGUGGCCAGAAAGAGAGAGAGAAAAUAUGAGCCGAGAGACCCCCUAGAUGCUCAUCUCUGAGUGUGCCCUUCUGUUGAUGCGGUGCUCAGUCAGAUGCUAGUGAGGGAGAGAUCAGACAGCAUCAGCAGGGGCAUCCUGCCCCUCCAAAGCGCAUCUGCUUAUUGAGCGUUCACCACAGGACACCAGAGGAGAAAAUCGGGCAGCUGAGGAGUGAAAGGAUGUUUUCACUAUUGUGGAAGAUCCUGUUGGAACUUUUCCUGGUUUGGUGGAUGUUUGAAGGUGUCAUCAGGUGUGUUUUUAGUAAAGAGCUCAAAUCUCCCAGCAGCAGGGUGAAGCCAAUGUCACCAUCUGAUUUCCUGGAUAAACUAAUGGGGAAAACUUCAGGAUAUGACGCUCGGAUCAGACCCAACUUUAAAGGUCCUCCUGUUAAUGUCACGUGCAACAUUUUUAUCAAUAGCUUCGGCUCCAUCACAGAGACCACCAUGGACUACCGACUUAAUGUUUUUCUUCGGCAGCAGUGGAAUGACCCUCGGCUGGCAUAUAAAGAAUAUCCAGAUGACUCCCUGGAUCUAGACCCAUCCAUGCUGGACUCCAUCUGGAAGCCAGACCUGUUCUUCGCCAAUGAGAAAGGAGCCAACUUUCACGAGGUCACCACAGACAACAAACUGCUGAGGAUUUUCCAGAAUGGAAAUGUGCUGUACAGCAUCAGACUUACUCUGAUUCUGUCAUGUCCUAUGGAUCUGAAGAAUUUCCCAAUGGACAUACAGACCUGCACUAUGCAACUCGAGAGCUUUGGCUACACUAUGAAUGAUCUGAUAUUUCAGUGGUUGGAUGAAGGCCCAGUGCAAGUGGCUGAUGACCUUGUGCUGCCCCAGUUUGUCCUGAAGGAGGAGAAUGACCUGGGUUACUGUACAAAACACUACAACACUGGUAAGUUUACCUGUAUAGAGGUAAAGUUUCAUCUGGAGAGGCAGAUGGGUUAUUACCUGAUCCAGAUGUACAUCCCCAGCCUAUUAACAGUCAUCCUGUCGUGGGUCUCUUUCUGGAUCAAUAUGGAUGCUGCCCCUGCCCGUGUUGGGCUGGGCAUUACUACAGUUCUUACCAUGACAACACAGAGCUCUGGGUCCAGAGCAUCACUGCCCAAGGUGUCCUAUGUGAAGGCCAUCGACAUCUGGAUGGCAGUGUGCCUGCUGUUUGUCUUUGCUGCUUUGCUGGAGUACGCAGCUGUUAACUUUGUCUCGCGGCAGCACAAAGAAUUCUUCAGACUCAGGAGAAAAUUGCGGGAGGAACAACGCCACAGAGCCGCCUCUGGACAGGCUGAAGGAACAGAGAUGAAAAACAAAAGCAACAAUGUGACGGGGAGCACGCCAUCCAGAAACGCACAACGCCAUUGCAGCGCCUGCGCACGGGACCAGCAGAAUCAGGAAUCACAGAAUCAGGAUUUGUACUUUAUGGGAUACGGGAUGGACACCUGUAUGUCUGGGGACGGGCCUCUCUCUGAGGCCGCUGCCAUGUUCGUGGGCCUUCCGCCUGGCCACGUGCUCUUUGAUAUCCGCCGCCGCUUCGUGGAACGAGCAAAGCGGAUCGACACCAUCUCACGGGCCGUUUUCCCUCUUAGCUUUCUCGUAUUCAACGUCUUCUACUGGGUCACGUACAAAGUUCUUAGACAUGAGGAUAUUCAUCAUACCCUGCGACCUUAAGAUUAUGUGACCCUCAACUCCUCAUGACUGCAGCCCUUCCCAGCAUCCCAUUUCAUGAGAUCAAAGUAUACCUGCCCCGUGUAAUCAAGGACUUUAAAGCAAACUGGCCCACGCCACGUUCGUGUCAGAAGUGCAACACACAUUCCUCGUCUGCAUGUGUGUGAAUAUGCAUGGGUCUAAAACCACACAUUUUUACAAAGAGCAAAAUAAACCUUUAAUGUAUUUGUUGAAUUGCGUUGCCUUUGGUCUCUUGAUUCCCAAAACCUAAAAGCUGCA
This is a messenger RNA of Triplophysa rosa, 2093 nucleotides long. RefSeq names its product glycine receptor, alpha 4b (gene glra4b). The coding region runs from base 336 to 1817 and encodes 493 amino acids. Gene Ontology annotation, molecular function: glycine binding; transmembrane signaling receptor activity; transmitter-gated monoatomic ion channel activity. The record is from RefSeq and is a predicted model, not a curated record. NCBI's taxonomy places the organism in Eukaryota, Metazoa, Chordata, Actinopteri, Cypriniformes, Nemacheilidae. Gene Ontology annotation, cellular component: synapse; plasma membrane; neuron projection. Gene Ontology annotation, biological process: chloride transmembrane transport; nervous system process; signal transduction. The transcript has 11 exons.